AUGCGUCUAUUGCUACUCAGCGCUCUACUGUUUUUGGGAGUAGUUGGUGCCCCAAACGGAGACGAAGUUGUUUCCCUUCCAGGACUGAGCUUCGUUCCGAAUUUUAAGCACUACUCCGGCUACUUGCAAGCUUCUUCAACCAAAUACUUCCACUAUUGGUUAUUUGGCGUGUGUAUUCGAAAUAUCUUGAUCAACUAUUUUCAGGUUCACGGAAUCUUCUCGAAAGCCGUCGCUUGAUCCCUUGAUUUUGUGGCUUAAUGGUGGACCCGGAUGUUCAAGUUUAGAAGGUUAAGGAUAAAAUAGAUCUCAAAAAAAUUUUCUUCCUGAAGUGCAGGACUGAUCGAGGAAUUGGGACCUUUCAAAGUUCAAGAUUUCGGCAAAACUGUCUAUCUUAACCCGUACUCAUGGAAUUCGGUAUGUAACAAAGCUUUGCAAAAAGAUUUCUCUCAGUUUGCGAACGUCCUUUUCCUCGAAUCUCCAGCAGGUGUUGGAUUUUCUUACUCAGUUGACGGGAAUAUUACUGUUUCUGACGAUGAUGUCGCUCUGCAGAACUACAACUCGUUGGUAAGCCGGGAGAAAAAUCAUAGAAAAAGGCAGAAUGUUUCAGGUUCAAUUUAUUGGGAAGUUCCCAGAGUACAAAGGGCGAGACUUUUACAUCACAGGAGAGUCCUAUGGAGGCGUGUACCUGCCAACCCUUGCUGUGCUAAUUUUGAGCGACAAAAUCAACUUUCCGAAUUUCAAGGCAUCGAAUCGCAACUCUUUCAUGAUUUAUUUGGUCGAUUGAAGGGAAUGGCCGUAGGUAACGGUGCUGUGAACUUCCCGAACAACUACAACACGAUGGUACCGCUUUACUACUACCACGCUUUGGUUCGCGACGAGUUAGUUUUUUUUCUUGAAGUUUCAACGUCAAAUUCUUUUUCAAGACUAUAUCAAAGAAUAGCAAAAACUUGCUGCAAUGGCCAUAUCGAAGGAUGCGAUAUUUUUGGCAAGUUCAGCGAUCCGACUUGUCGUAAUUUAAUCAUUGAGGUUUUUUUAGACUUGUGUAUUUUUGAAUUAGAGAAAGAAGUUUAAAAGAAGUAUAUAAGAAUCGAAGGUAGACUUGAAAAAGAAGGAAAAUUUCUGACAGGCUCUGAACGGAACGAACGACUUGAACCCCUACAAUUUGUAUUACACGUGUUACUACUCCCCAGACGGAAUUUCGAAGCACGCACACAUCGAAAAAGCGAUGCGUCGGAUUGCUGGUCUGCCGGUCAGGACGGCGGCCCCUCAAUCGGUUGGUAACAGAAAAAGAAAAAAGAAAAAAGAAAGUUCUAAAGCAGCUUUCCUUACAAAAAAUGCGUUUUUUUUUCGAAAAAAGUCCAGUAUCAAAAGGGGAUCCUAAAAUUGUCGAAACAUCAUUUUUGACGCUCAAAUUUUUGCCUGAAUCUCUUUGAUAUGGGACCUGCCUCACCUCCAAAAAUUCACAGAAAAAUAUUUUUUUUUUCGAUGUAAUGCCGUGUUCAAAGUAAUUUCGCGAAAUGCAAAAUGAUCUUUGACUCUCCAAAAUUUAGUUAUAUUUUUCUUUCUCUGACGGCUAUUUCACAUUUCGCGAAAUUCGAACACAGCAUAACCUUGAGUAAAGACGAGAACGUUCUCUAAUUAAUUUCGAUGUUUUAAAAAAGCUUUUCCUUCAAAAAAAAAACAAACGUCUCCAAAUGAGUUGAGAUUUUUCGAGACAUUUGAGGAGAUCUCGUUUCGGUCAAAAGUUGACAAUCUCAUUUCGUAUCGAGUUGCAGAAAUAAAUCUGAUCUUUUCUUGAGUAGACUGGACGCAAAUAAAAGGAUUUUGUAAGCAGAAAAGAUGAAAUAAUGGCGUAAUAUAUGAAGCUUUGCCGACUGUGAACGUCUUUUUCAGUAUCUCGUAGGGGUUUUUUAGAUUUCCGCAUGAGAAUUAGUGUUGACACUCUUUCAAAACGUCUUUUUGAAAGGAAAUAACGAGAUCACGAAAAUUAUUUUUUUUUUUUGAAUUUUUGAUAUCGUAUUCAAUUCUCAUUGAUUUAGAAGCCCAUGUGUUAAUUAAAUUUUUUUAUCCUGUUUCUCGAUGAAAUUAUUUUUAUCUUGAGCUCAAAAAACCCCGUCUCGCCCCUGACCUCUACUAUCAUGUGUUCAGACGGUCCCGUUAUGUGCUCAAACCAACAACACCUACGCCUACUUGAACCGAGCCGACGUGCGGAGAGCCCUGCACAUUCCCUCGUCGCUGCCUCUCUGGAACGAGUGCAGCAACGACGUUCUUAACGUCUACAAGACCACACACUUCGAAAUGACGCCCGAGUUCGAGAAAAUCAUCGCAGCCGGGGUCAAGGUGACGAUUUCGGUUUUAAAAAAAUUGUUUUUAGGUGAGACUUCGGAAAUACGAAUAAAUACUGUUAUUAUCUCUUAAUCUUAACAUUUUUUUGAGAAUUGUCUCGUUUUGAUUUGUAAAACAAUUACCUUUCUUCUUAUUUCACAAAUAUCAAGAAUGCAAAAAAAAAGCUUGCUAAUUUAAAAAGAAUUUCGAUGAGAGUUUAUUCCUUACAGAUAUAAUAUUGGAAGGUUUGAGCCGAUUUCUCAAGCUCGAGAAAUUGCGUCUAGAAAAGAACAACAACAAAAAAAAAAAUAAGUGUCAAUGGCAGAGAUUUAGACGUUGCUUUUUUUUGCGUCAUUUGUGUUGUGAACCUCUCGUUUCGCUUGAAAAAAAAAAAUGUAUUUUUCCAGUUCAAAUUUUCUUCUUAUAAAUUUGUAAUGAAUAGUUUGUCAAAUUGGUAGUUUCCGACUCAUUUAUCGAUACAUUUUCAGGUUUUGGUUUACAAUGGAGACGUUGAUACGGUGUGCAACCAUGUGAUGAACGCUCAAUUUUUGAGCAACCUCAACCGAACAAUUCUGGUAAAUUAUUCUUUUUUUUUUUGAAGCUCUACACGGGGAGCUUCCAUCUCGUGUUGCUAGGAAGAUUAGUUGCAGGGCAACGAGCGGGUCAACGAACCUUGGCGUUUCAGCGGCGAAACACCCGAGGACAGCGUCGCCGGCUUUCAGCUCAAGUACUCAGGAAGUCUGUUUCCUUUUUCGCCACUUUCUUGAGUUUGUGGUUGAUUAUAAUCAUAACAACUGUCUAUAACAUAUAUUUUCAUAGUUCAUGAUACUUUUCUGAAAAAAACCUCUUUUUAUUGGAUGUGGGAAAAAUUUGAAACGUGCGCCUCGAAAAAUUUUUUUAUAUUCAUAUUUUUUUGCAAAUAUCGAAUUCAAAUAAAACUUUCCGAAAUAAGAUCCAAAUAGUAAAGAAAAAAAUCCUCAAAUAAAAAAAUAAUCGGUUUUCGUUGAGCUAAAAAAACUUUUUUUCAAAGCUCUUUGCUGUUUAUUUCCCGAAUUUCAAAAAUUUCAAAAAAAUUUGUGAAACAAAUAAUUACUUGGUUCUUGAUCAUCACAGAUUAUUAGCUUGUUUCUUUGAUUUGCAACUUGAUGAAAAAUAUUCUCAUUUCAAAAUUCGACUGUUUAUUUGGUCGGAUUGUUGUGUCAAGGUCAACAAAACAACCCAUGCGCGUGGUGUUCGGCCAUGGGAAAUUCGUCGCCAUGUGGUUCAAAUUUGGUUUUUGAUCAUUACUUUUCCUCGGAUGAUGUCUAAAUAUGUCGCAAAAAGGUACUUCCAGACGUGGAUUUUGUGACGGUUCGAGGAAGCGGCCAUUUCGUGCCUCAGGACCGUCCUCGGGAAGCUCUCCAGCUGAUUUUCAACUUCGUCAACAACCGAGACUACUCGCUUGCCGUCGAUUUAACGCAUUGA
This is a messenger RNA of Caenorhabditis auriculariae, 3789 nucleotides long. NCBI's taxonomy places the organism in Eukaryota, Metazoa, Nematoda, Chromadorea, Rhabditida, Rhabditidae. The record is from the annotation of a GenBank genome assembly.